ACUAGACCAGAUAUUACCUUAUUAUCUCUCACCUGGGUCUCUCACCUCCUGAUUAACAGAGUGAGAGACAACUAGAUAGAUAUUACCUUAUUAUCUCUCAUCUGGGUCUCACCUCCUGAUUAGGGGUAGAGAAGAAGGUGGAAGGCGAUGGAAGCAGCGAGAGGCUGGGAGAAGAUCUUCACCACAAGAACAUUAUUAUAAGUGAUUGUGAUGGAAACAGUCUUGAGACAAGGUCAACCUUGUUAUACUUUAGGGAGAAACUUUAUUAAAGGCAACAAUAUUAAGAGAUAAGAUUAUGACAGCGAGCAAGUUGUCCGUCUCGUGAAGCUUACCGUCCUUCACGCCGGAGCGAGGAACACCCCACGGUCGUAGAUGGUGAGGCCGACCGUCAUGGCGUCCAGCGACGUAGAGAGCGGGCAGUCGUGCCUGCCGCCCAACCCGCCGCCGCGGCCGAGAGUCUGCCACCACCACCAUCACCACCACGACUGCGAGGACGACAUGACCCCGAAGCAGAAGGCGGACUUUGCCGUGAUCAAGUUCGUUGCGGGUCUGGUGUUGACGGUGAUGAGGAAGUUCUGGUUGACCUCUGGGGCGGUCAUCAUCUUGAUAUUUGUCCUCUUCUGGCUGUAUGGCGGCCUCCUCGCCUUUGUCCUCCUCCUCUUUGCCUUCUCAGGAGUCGUAUACCAGAUCAGCGACCUGCUCGUCUACUGGCCCAACUUCCCGCCAGACUCCCGCGUCCUGGUUCAGCCGCCUUCCUCCAUCGGCCUGCCCUCGGAGAACCUGUUUUUGUACGCCCGCGACGGGACCAAACUUCACGCUGUGUUCGUCAAGCAGGAUUCCUUGGCCGUGAAAUCUGCCCCAACUUUUGUGUAUUUCCAUGGCAACGCGGGGAACUUGGGCCAUAGGUUAAGCAAUGUAUACGGCAUGUACCGAUGGCUAGGGAUCAACUUACUGCUCCUCGAGUACCGCGGCUACGGUCUGAGUGAGGGCUCCCCAUCAGAAGAGGGACUGUACCUCGACGCUCAGGCCGCUAUAUCCUACCUCAAGACAAGAUCAGAUAUCGACCAGAAUAAAAUAAUUGUGUUUGGAAGAUCGUUAGGCGGGGCGGUGGCGGUGGACUGCGUGAGCCGGACAGAGAUCAGCAGCAGAGUGGCGGGCAUCGUGCUCGAGAAUACCUUUACGUCUAUACCCGAUAUGGCUAAGGUCCUCUUCUCUGGGGUCAAAGUCCUUGCCAAGUUACCUCACUGGUGCCACAAGAAUAAGUACCUGUCAAAAUACAAAAUGUGCCGAGUGGUAGUGCCAACGCUGUUCCUCUCGGGCCAGGCUGACUCCCUAGUGCCGCCUCGCAUGAUGAUGGAACUGUACCACUGCUGUGCGUCGCCGGCCAAGCGCCUCAUGCAGUUCACGCAGGGCUCACACAACGAAACCUGGAAGUGCCCCGGGUAUUAUCAGGUCUUGGCUCACUUCCUGGACGAGGUAUUCAAGAGGACCGCUCAGCCGCUCGUUCUCCACCCGGGCGUCGUGUGUUUCUCCGAGCCCGAGAUACUCUAGCACCCCCUCUCUCUCUCCCACCUGCUCGGGCAAGACGGUACCCCAUUGGUUGAUUUUUUUGAAUGAGAAACGAGGAGACGGCCGGUACAAUGCUUGGAUUCGUGGCCGCGCUCCCUAAGUUGACGCCGUGUAGGGGUUGAUCCAUCAGUCGUCUGUUGCAUUUCUUCGCUACCGUGUCAGAAGGCAUUUAUCACGAGCUACUUGUUUUUGUAAUUCGGAAGUUUGGGUUUAAUUUGUUUAUGUAUUCGUGGUAGAGUUGGCUUAUUUGUUUUUCUUGAUUUACAACCUGUGAGAGAAGAGAGGAGGAGUGUGUUGAGUUUUUAGUGUACACAUACAGUACAGUACACCUGCCCUCCCUCAACUAGCUGUAGUAGUUUAUUGUAUGCUUAACUACCUGUACAGUAAUGGUAGUUUGAACAGUUUACACAUCACCCUAAAGUAACUGUACUGGUAGUUUGAAGAGUUUACACAACACCCUAAACUAACUAUACUGGUAGUGAACUAACUAUACAGUACUGGUAGUUUAUGUAACACAUUAAACUAACUAAAAAGGUUCCCAAGAAACUGUCGAUGGGAAACACUUACAUUAAGAUCAUAGUUAAAAUUGAUGAAUAAUAUCUUUAAAACUUUACAUUGAGUGAAGCGAUAAGCACAGGUGAAAUGUCUGCGUGUAUGUUGAAGGCACGAUGUGUUGCUCUCGGCCUCGUUGAAUGUUAAAUAACGAUCAUAAAUUUGUUUUUAGUGACCAGAUAACGAGGUUGACUGUCAACACAUUGAUUGGCUGCGUUGGCUGUUGAAUAAUUGCACGACGGGAGGUGAUGUACUUCUUUUAGCCAGGUAGGGGGUUAGGGUACAGAAGGCCAGCGAUUAUGUUAUGCAGUCAGUUAGAAAAAUCAUUAUUAACCCGACUCCUGCGGCAAAAUACACCGGAUAAACAAACUUUAAACUCAACAGCCGUCGACAACAACAUUUCAUUCGAGAAUUUUUUCCUCCCGCACCACAGAGAGUUAAUGGACAUAAAGACGAGAAUGUCAACAUGUGGCUACGGGUCAUCGUGCAGAAGACUAAGUACUUUACAAGGUUAUCAUAAGUGGGAAAUAUUAAAUCCCUUGAAAACAAACUUAUGUAGAUGUUAAGGUAAAGGAUUUAUGUUUUCUGGGGCUUUGGGUUUUACAAAGAACGUCUCAUUUUAUUUGGAAGUUGAGACGAGUUGAAAUGGCGUCUCACACUCUAUUACGUUCACCUCCUGUCUGUCUUAAAGAGUUGGAUUAUCCGCCCCUUGUAUUGUCAUCCGCCUCUUGUGUUGUCGUGUACGUAAAACAAACACAAUCUGGAUACGUUGGCCAAGAGUUCUUCCCCUAGACAGAUAUUUGCUCAUGUUCGUUGCAAAUGAUAUUAAUCUGAUUAUUUAUUUUUUUGUUUUUGUGUAUUUUCUACUAGAGGGACUCCCAUAAUACGUAGGUAGCGAUGAUCCUCUUCUCGUUCCUGAUAUUUAUGCCGUAGCAUUGACCUUAGAUGUAGGACGGCACUAGAUAGUCUUAUACAAAUAACUAACGUACCUUGAGCGGCUCCGUCCCAUUGGUCAAGAUCUGUGAGAAGUGUCGUAGUGUCCGUAAUAUCUCCCUCUUCCUCGCCUGCCGUAGUGCACGAUCCCUCAUUGGUCUGUAGGCUGGUCCUCUUAACCAAUCACUCGUUAGCUUCUGUCUCAUGGGUGGAUGUGUGUUAAGACGUCUCAGUGUGUGGUGUUAAGACGUCUCGGUGUGUGGUGUUAAGACGUCUUAAUGUGUGGUUUAAGACGUCUCGAUGUGUGGUGUCAAGUCGUCUCCAUCAGUGUUGUAGACUUAAGGAGAGACUAUUAUAGGGUAUCAGGGUAUGCAUUUAUAGAUAAUUUCCUCCCUUGCGCUUCAUUACGUAAUCCAACCCAGAGUUUUGUCUUACAGUAUUUACCAUCGCCGAAGAGUUAGUUUGUAUUGGGGUUAGUUAGGGCGCUGAAGCUGCGUUUAGGGCGAUGAAGCUGCGUCUGCCUUUAGCCCGUUUUAUAAUGCGGUAAACGUUUGUUGUUACCGACCUUAAUGAAACGCUGGUGGUAAGGGAGGGGGGUUAGAUCUGCGUCUGUUUGUUCGUCCGUUCUCUGAUGCGGUGAAAGAAUUAUUGGCUUGGGGUGAUGAUGAUGGCUGGAUAGUACACAGACACAGUAAUGGUCUUUAGUGAUUGGCUCGUAUGUCACUCUUGGGGUAAAUGAUUGUUGGUUAAGGUCAUUGGCUAAAGUUAUUGGUUAAAAUCAUUGGUUAAGGUCAGGGUCAUUGGUCAGUCACUAGUUAAGGUCAUUGGUUAAAGCCACUGGUUAUUGUACACACCCACUAGGGAUUUACCUCACCUGACCUACAGUAGAUCCUGCUCUUCCCGCGGCCAGCUCCUAUAUCACAUCAACACUGACUAAAAUCUCACGUAUCUUCGUAAACAUUAUCCCCGUCGGACUUUAUCCUCGACUGGAUAAAGCGUUGUGUAAAGUCUCGUGGGAUUUUAAUGUCAAAAAACGAUCUUUGUCCUUAGGAGUAUAUGAUAAGAAUGUGUCUUUUGUGCUGCUUAGAGUGUGUGUGUGUGUGUGUGUGUGUGUGUGUGUGUGUGUGUGAUGUCACCAGUGAGAUCAGGCAGCGAUGGUGAGGAAAAGGUUAUGUUGUGGAGUUGCUGUGUUUAUGGUUAGGUUGCAUGAUGUCACACGUUGUUUUAACCCUUAAACGACGGCUGUCAUGAGUGGUAGUUAGCUGUAGGGACGGUGGUCAUCAUCAGUGGUAGUUAGCUGUAGGGACGGUGGUCAUCAUCAGUGGAAGUUAGCUGU
Homarus americanus (American lobster) is the source of this 4390-nucleotide messenger RNA. It is a transcript of the gene Bem46, whose product is annotated as protein ABHD13-like. Bases 373 to 1551 code for a protein of 392 amino acids. The transcript has 7 exons. The record is from RefSeq and is a predicted model, not a curated record. Gene Ontology annotation, molecular function: palmitoyl-(protein) hydrolase activity. Lineage: Eukaryota; Metazoa; Arthropoda; Malacostraca; Decapoda; Nephropidae. Gene Ontology annotation, cellular component: membrane.